GUACAUAUUCUCCCUUGUCCUUAAGAGCAAAUUCUUCAGAAGCUAUAACUCCUCUGACCCCCAGAGGAACAACUGGAUUUGUUUCUUCUGCGACAACUAUUUCAUUUUCAAUUGGUCCUCCAAGUAACUGCUCCGAUAGGAUAACAAAUUGUGACACUUUAAAAGGGUACGGUGUGUGCCAUGCAAUGUCAGAACAAAGAUACAAUUACGAUAUUGCUUUCCUGCAGUGUAGGUCAACUUGUAACCUCUGUACAGAAGAAUAUAAGCCACCUGUGACAACUACCCCUCGACCGGCUAUUCAAUGCCAGGUGUGCGGGGACUAUAACAAAGAUAUUCCUUGUGAUACUCUUAGUUUUAACAUUGGGCCCACAGUCUCCUGUUCAGGCAACAAAAAUUACUGCAUGACGGACAUAGUGCAGAGCUAUUCCAACACAAAGGUCUUCAAAAGAUGCGUGAACGAGACUGUAUGCCGGAACCAGUGGUUACUUCAGACUUCCGACCAGGACCACUGUACUAACUAUGGUCACGUGCCAGUCAGCGGAGAUUACACGUGUCACUUCUGCUGUACCUCUAACCAAUGUAAUCAGGGCUUACUGCCCCAAUCAUCGACUCUGUAUACCAAAUCCUGAUUGGUUGUUUGAUGUAGAAUUCAUUUUAAUCAACUCAAUAAAUAUUGUUGAAAUUCCAUUUUUAAUUU
This is a messenger RNA of Saccostrea cuccullata (small rock oyster), 697 nucleotides long. RefSeq lists its product as uncharacterized. NCBI's taxonomy places the organism in Eukaryota, Metazoa, Mollusca, Bivalvia, Ostreida, Ostreidae. The transcript is spliced from 5 exons. Bases 186 to 629 code for a protein of 147 amino acids. The record is from RefSeq and is a predicted model, not a curated record.